CGUCCGGCCUCAGGGCGGAAGCGCAAGGGGGCGAAGCGGCGGCCCAGGGAUGCCGCUGGCGGGAGAGGCGGAGGCGCGGCGGCGCCGAGCGACGCAAGAGAGGCUGGAGAAGUUCGCCAGGUUGAGAGGUAAAACUGUACAGACUGGAGAGUUUUGGGAUGUUGUUGUAAUAACAGCAGUUGAUAAAAAGCAAGAAAUAGCGUAUCAAAAACAAUUAUCAGAAAAGCUGAAAAGAAAAGAAUUGCCCCUGGGAGUGGAUUAUCAUGUUUUUGCUGAUCCUCCUGGACCAAAAAUUGGAAAUGGUGGAUCAACACUUCAUGCCCUUCAGUGCUUAGAAGAGAAUUAUGGAGAUAAAUGGGAUACCCUCACUAUCAUAUUAAUUCAUUCUGGUGGUUAUAGUCAACGUUUACCGAACGCCAGUGCCCUGGGAAAAAUUUUCACAGCUUUGCCUUGUGGGGAUCCAAUUUACCAAAUGCUUGAUUUGAAAUUAGCCAUGUACAUUGAUUUUCCUGCUUGUAUGAAUCCAGGUGUUUUGAUUACAUGCGCAGAUGAUAUUGAAUUUUAUAAUAUUGAUGCAACAGAACCCCUAAGGUUUAAUCAGCCUGGAUUUACUGCAUUAGCUCAUCCUUCCAAUUUGAGCAUUGGUACAACUCAUGGAGUUUUUAUAUUGGAGCCUCCAUUACACCUGAUAGAAAAAGAACUUGACUACAGAUCUUGCCAUUGUUUUCUGCAUAAGCCUAGCAUUGAAAAAAUGUAUCAGUCUGGAGCAGUGCAUAAAAGGAGUGAUUAUCAAACAUUGCCUUCUGGAGAACUGGGAGAUUCACUUAUGGAAUCUGAAUUUGUAUAUACAGACAGCUUAUUUUACAUUGAUCACACCACUGCAAAAUUUCUGCUAACAUUUUAUAAACAGAUAGGCAAACUUUGCUAUGAAAUAGAUGCCUAUGGUGAUUUUCUGCAGGCAUUAGGGUCUGGAGCAACAAAAGAUUAUGCAAAAAAGAUUGAAAAUGUCACAAAAGAAUCAGGUCUAAUAGAAAUAAGGGAGAAGGUAUUUAAUACACUAAAAGGUUUGCCUCUCAAUGUUAUACUCCUAAAUAAUUCCAAAUUCUAUCAUAUUGGAACUACUCGUGAGUGUUUGUUUCAUUACACUUCUGAUAGAAAACUGAAAUUGGAGUUGGGUCUGCUGCCAAAUGUUUUUAGCAUCUGUUCAAACAAGGCAGAAGACUUGGAUAAAUCAGCUUGUAUCAUUCACAGUAUGCUUAGUUCAAAGUGUUUUGUUGCACCUGGUUCACUAAUUGAAUAUUCUAGAUUAGGUUCCAAGGUUUCAGUGGGAACAAACAGUAUCAUCAGUGGCUGUUCCAUUGACACAAAAGCAGACAUACCCCCAAAUACUUUUAUGACAACCUUGAGCAUAAGAAUUGAUGGAGAAUUGAGGUAUGUGACCGUGGUGCUGGGCAUAGAAGAUAACUUGAAACAGAAUGUGGCAAGUCUUGCAGAUAUACACCCACUAAGUCUUUUUGGCAUUGGUCUUAAACAAUGCUUAGAGCUUUGGGGCUUGAGAAUUUCAGGUGAGCUCUUUUCAGGGGACAAAACAUCUUUGGGUUUGUGGACAGUUCGAAUCUUCCCUGUAUGCUCCCAUUUAAGUGAUUCAGUAAAAGUGUCAUUAGGGAUUUUAAACUCUGUACAAAAUAAGUCCCCAUUUAAGUUAGAUAGUUUUAAGCUGUUGUCUAUUGAACAAAUACUUUGCUACAAAGAUGUUGAAGACAUGCUGAAAUUCCGACAGCAACUUUAUGAAGAAAUCAAUCUGCAGAAACUGAAAGAGAAAUCUAUUAUAUAGAAGUG
Messenger RNA from Thamnophis elegans (Western terrestrial garter snake), 1839 nucleotides. It is a transcript of the gene FPGT, whose product is annotated as fucose-1-phosphate guanylyltransferase. Gene Ontology annotation, molecular function: transferase activity, transferring phosphorus-containing groups. Bases 50 to 1834 code for a protein of 594 amino acids. NCBI's taxonomy places the organism in Eukaryota, Metazoa, Chordata, Lepidosauria, Squamata, Natricidae. The transcript is spliced from 4 exons. The record is from RefSeq and is a predicted model, not a curated record.